AUGCAUCCCGUCCAGGCCCUGUCGAGUAAUGCUUCCAUUGGCAACGGCAUCAUGGACCCCUCGGGCACCAUCAAUCCAGCUGCGCUGAACUCUGCAGCAGGAUUCGCAGGCUCGCCGUCGCAACAAGCCGUCGCAACGCAAUCAUCUCGAGGAGUCAAGCGGAGUCGCUCCCCGGACGGCUAUGGAGAGUCGCAAGCUGAUCAUGACGAGCAUGGUAAAUCCAGAAAGCGCGUUCGACCAAAAGGCCACGAUAGCCCCGCCCGCAAUUCGCACCUGCCUCCCACCCCUUCCUCGCAAACAAGCGCUGCCCCGCCUGUCCAGACCCCCCAAUUACCGAAUGCCUCGAUCCCGCACGCCUCGCCGCCACAGCUAUCCUCCUCCAAGCCGACACCAACUAAGCCAUCCGUCAUCAAGGCACUGCCCACGGUCCGGGACCAUACCACAGACCAGCUGAACCCAGAAGGAGAUGAGUACAUACCCCGUGAGAUUGACGAAGCAGGGGAAACAAAGGUGACGGCGACGGGCCAUCCUUUGGGUGGGCGAGAGUACCGAUGUCGGACCUUCUUCGUUCCGAACCGUGGAGAUAAACUCUUCAUGCUUGCGACCGAGUGCGCCCGCGUGCUUGGCUACCGAGACUCGUACCUACUCUUCAACAAGAACAGAUCUCUGUACAAGAUCAUCGCCACGCAGGCCGAAAAGGAUGAUCUGAUCCAUCAAGAGAUAUUGCCAUAUUCCUAUCGGUCUCGCCAGAUCGCCAUUGUAACAGCGCGUUCCAUGUUCAGGCAAUUUGGAAGCAAACUCAUUGUGAACGGCAGAAGAGUUCGUGAUGAUUACUGGGAGAGCAAAGCACGUAAGCAAGGAUUUACUGAGGAGGACGCCGCAGGUGAAAAGAGACCAGGUGCGGCGAAGGCGAGGGAAGCCGCAGCGGCUGAGGCCAAUCAUGCUACUGCCCAGGCCUUCACAUUUACUCAGCCAAGUCCCUAUACUGGGAAGCUUGAACAGGACUACCUGGGUGCUGCAGCGAACCCGCAUCAGCCAUUCGGAGGCAUCAAUCCUGCGCCGGGAGCCGUGCCUACGGGAAAUGCAGAGCCAUUCAAUCAGCGACCUACGACGGACCUUCAGCCUCGAGACUACAGUGGAGUGCAGCGGGGCAGGCAAGAUCUGUCGGGUAUGCCAUACCAAGAUAUGACCAGGCCCACCAACGCUGGCGAGAUUCUCAAUCAGGCCGCACAGGCUGCAGAUUUGAACAAGCAGAUCACUCAGCAACGUAAGCACCGUAAGGAAUACCUGGAGAGCGUCUGGGCGCGGCCACAUGAGCCCUCCCCCCAACCUCAACGUCCCGUCACCGUCGAAGGCGAGAGCGCACCCCAGGUGACGACCCAAGCUGUGCAGUCUCCGCACAUUCCCCCUUCGAAUCCCGCGGCUACCCCGACCCAGUACGGUGUAGUAUCUGGAACGCCUCAGCGCGGUCAAGCAAUGGCUCCGCAACCGUACCGCCAACAGAGCCUUCCUCAAUCCUCCAUGGUUCCAUCGCCUUUGGCCCCCCAACAUACUCCUUUGCGUCCCGAUCAAAUGCAAAGACGUCCACCUAGUAUGGGAAUGCUUCCUCAGGGGAUGCCUCAGGGAAUGCCGUCCUCCGCCAUGCUUCCAAACAUUGCACAUGGUCAAGCGCCCGCUCACGGCUAUGCGCCUUCCCACAUGUGGCCUCAGGGACCGCCGCAGCCAUCGCCACUGUCCCAGCAGCAUAACAUGCAGCCACAGUAUGCACAGCGUCCCCCACAGCAAUCGCCUCUUCCGCAGCCUUCGCCCAUGCAUGCAUCAGCCCAACUUCACCAGCCUCAAAGCACCGGGUCCAUGCAUGGCACUCCUGUUCAGCAGUACCAAACAAUGGCCGCAAUGGAUCCGGGCUACCAAGCGAUGUCUCAGAACACCUAUCCACAGACUGCUAGUCCACAGCAGUUCAUGCCCCAUCAGAGCAACCCGACACCGCAACCUGGUAUGAGUGGGUGGACACAAGCGCCACAGGGGCCUCAACAGGGCUGGCAGACAUAUUGA
Westerdykella ornata is the source of this 2055-nucleotide messenger RNA. RefSeq lists its product as uncharacterized. Lineage: Eukaryota; Fungi; Ascomycota; Dothideomycetes; Pleosporales; Sporormiaceae. Gene Ontology annotation, cellular component: nucleus. The transcript is spliced from 3 exons. Bases 1 to 2055 code for a protein of 684 amino acids. Gene Ontology annotation, molecular function: chromatin DNA binding. The record is from RefSeq and is a predicted model, not a curated record.